AUGUCAGGAAUCAAAGGAAUCGGCGAGACCAAGCAGUACGACGGCUCGAAACUCCGCGUCGGUAUCGUGCACGCUCGAUGGAAUACCAAGAUCAUUGAUGCCCUUCUUGAGGGCGCAAAGAAGAAGCUCGCCGAAGCAGGCGUUCCUGAGAGCAACAUUGAGAUCCAGACAGUGCCCGGCAGCUACGAACUCCCCUACGCAGUACAGCAGAUGUACGCCUGCUCGCAAGCCCAAGCAUCCUCGGCCAACUCGACGUUGCUGAGCUCUGCCACCGACCUCCUCUCUUCGUCGACGACCGACCUCUCACUCAAGGACAAGGAGGGCAGCGGAAGCACAGCCGCAAACAAGCCCUUUGACGCCAUCAUUGCAAUCGGCGUUCUGAUCAAGGGCUCGACCAUGCACUUCGAAUACAUCUCGGACGCCGUGAGCCACGCCCUCAUGAAGCUUCAAUUGGACAUUGGCAUUCCUGUCGUCUUUGGACUGCUCACUCUGUUGACGGAAGAGCAAGGACUUGAGCGUGCUGGCCUCGUGUCAGGCUCGAAAUACCACAACCAUGGCGAAGACUGGGGUGCAGCCGCCGUCGAGCUGGGCGUCAAGAGAAGGGGCUGGCAGGAGGAGAAGACAUUCAUCCAAUAG
Molecule: messenger RNA, 636 nt
Organism: Aureobasidium pullulans EXF-150
Lineage: Eukaryota; Fungi; Ascomycota; Dothideomycetes; Dothideales; Saccotheciaceae
Product: DMRL synthase family protein
Exons: 3
Coding region: 1-636 (211 amino acids)
Biological process (GO): riboflavin biosynthetic process
Cellular component (GO): riboflavin synthase complex; intracellular anatomical structure; mitochondrial intermembrane space
Molecular function (GO): 6,7-dimethyl-8-ribityllumazine synthase activity
Source: RefSeq, a predicted model, not a curated record